CACCCAUUCUUGCCUUAGUAUUAGACAGUAUACCUUACCGGCCGAAUUCGAUAUAUCGUAAUUCCUUCUUUGUUCUCAUUCUUGGAGUUUUACCUGCUGCUGUGGUCCUUUCCUCCCCCAAAAUUUGUUCAGAAGAGAAUGGAGAAGACUCAGGAAGAAACAACAGCCAUGGUACCAGAAAACGACUUCAACCUUACCGACGACCCAUCUAAGCUUGGUCACAAUGUCGUUUCCCUCUUUAAUCAGAUUCAGACACGAUACUCCCCAAAGCCCGCGAUAGUCUGCGGGGACCAUACCAUCACAUACGGUGCUCUUGCAUCUGAGUCGGAUCGCCUGGCCUGCCUCCUUCUAUCGCGAGGCAUCAGCCGUGGCCAUGUGGUGGCUCUUGCACUAGACCGCACACCGGACCUGAUCAUGUUCAUUCUCGGUGUCUUGAAAGCCGGUGCGAUAUAUGUACCCGUUGAUCCUGCUUUACCCCCCGAGCGUGUCAACCAGAUGCUGGAUGAUGAGGCGCUACGCCUGGUGAUAGUUAGUCCUGCUAGUACCAAAGGGGGGACGGGCACCAGUCGAUAUGAUUAUGGUCAUAAGGCGGCCUGCUGCACGACAAGCGAACUGCGAGACCAGAUGAGAUAUCAAGCGGACAAGAAGCCAGCUGUGGGUAUCCAAGCAGACGACAUUGCCUAUAUCCUUUACACAUCCGGCUCCACGGGCAAGCCCAAGGGCGUAGAAAUUCAUCACGCCGCUAUAUGCAACUAUGCGUUGUCGGUACACCAAAGACCUGGCUGUACUGACCAGGACCGCGUGCUAUUCAAGAGCACAAUUUCCUUUGACAUGGCCGCGUUUGAGAUUUACGUGCCAUUGCUGUGCGGCGCCACGGUCGUGCAGGCACAGGCACACGAGAUCGGCGAUCCCCGCGCGCUGAUAUAUCUCCUUGAUCGCCACAGCGUCACCUUCUCCGUCGCGACGCCGACCAUCUUACAGAUGCUGCUGGACAGCGGUUGGUCUGGCACGCCAGGCUUCUCGAGACUGGUUACCGGCGGCGAGGCACUGUCACCUCGCCUGGCAGAGCGUCUAACCGCGUGUGUUGACGAAGUAUGGAACCUAUACGGCCCGACUGAGACAACAGCCAGCGUGGCUGCUUGGAAAGUCCAAGCCCGCGAGGACAUCUUAAUUGGAACGCCUAACCCAAACACACGGCUAUAUGUCCUCGACACCGACAUGCAACCUGUGCCGGUUGGAAGCACUGCCAAAUUGUAUAUUAGCGGAGCAGGAGUUGCUCGUGGAUAUCGAAACAAUCCAGAACGCACCAAGGCUGCUUUUCUUCCGGACCCUUUCUGGGAAGGCCAUACCAUGUACAAGUCUGGAGAUUUGGCAUGCUUCUUGGACCCCAAGAGACUGGCCGUCAUCGGUCGGGUAGACACGCAAAUCAAGAUUCGCGGGCAAAGAAUUGACCCUGGUGAUGUUGAGGCGUCCAUCACAGCUCACGGAGCUAUUGCCAAUGCCGUUGUCGUCAAUCGAGACGAGCGGCUCGUCGCAUAUUGUAUACGAAAGUCGGGUGUUGGCAGCGUAGAUGUUCCUCUAGCCAAGUUGCUACGCCCCUGGCUAGAAAGCCGCCUCCCCAGAUACAUGGUCCCCUCAUUUUUCGUCGAAGUCGAUCGAUUUCCUUCCACCCUCAACGGCAAAGUGGAUCUCAGAGCACUACCCGAUCCCAUCUCGACUAUCACACCGGCGCAAAAGCCCGCUUCCACGCUGACACAACAGCUGCUGGCUAUCUGGACCAAUGUACUGGGUCACAGUCAGAUUGGCAUGCAGGACAACUUCUUCCACAUUGGCGGCAACUCUGCUAGCAUCAUCCAGGUCCAAACCAAGUUGGAGAAGUUUCUGUAUCGGCCAGUGCCGGUGCCAAAACUGUAUGAGCAUUUCACCGUUGCCAGCCUUGCUGCAUAUCUUUCUGAAGAAGCCCAGAUCAAUGGGGCCACCGAAGAGACGAAGGACUCCGUCGGGAACGAUGCCACUGGUGAAGAUAUUGCUGUCAUCUCCAUGGCGUGCAGGCUGCCCGGCGAUAUUCACACGCCAGAAGAGUUUUGGAAUGUUCUCAUUAGCGGCACCGACGCCGUCACCAAGGUUCCUGAGGAGCGUUGGGAUGCCGAUGCCAUUUACGACCCCGACCCGGAGGCCCCCGGCAAGUCCUACAGCACGGGUGGUGGCUUCGUCAGGGAUGCCAUGGAGUUCGAUGCGCAAUUUUUUGGGAUCUCCCCUCGCGAGGCUCGGGCUAUCGACCCUGCGCAGACCAUGAUCCUGGAGACAUGCUGGGAGGGAUUCGAAUGGGCAGGCUAUGGCACUAAGUCCCUGCGUGGCAGCCGACUGCUAAGCGCUGCCGGCACAGAAAAGCUUGAAGGACAUCUAGGUCUCGGAACGGCGCCGAGCUCGCUCUCUGGCCGCGUAGCAUAUGCUCUGGGGCUCGAGGGUCCUACGAUGACCUUGGAUGCUGGGUGCGCUGCCUCACUAGUCGCCACGCAUGUGGCAUGCUCCGCACUUCGUCAGGGCGAGUGUAACAUGGCUGUGGCCGGUGGUGUCCCAUUCUUGCCCUCACCUGGUUUGCAUGUAGAGUUUAGUCGGCUUCGCGUGACAUCACCAGAUGGUCGCUCGCGACCAUUCUCAGCGAACGCGGCUGGGAUGGGACUGGGAGAAGGUGCCUCGGCUGUGGUUUUGAAACGUCUCUCGGAUGCGCAGCGUGACAAUGAUCAUAUCCAUGCUAUAAUCCGCGGUUCGGCAGUCAACCACGGCGGCCGUGGCGCUAGCAUGACAGCACCGAGUGGACCAGGCCAGAAGCGUGUUGUCCGCGCAGCUCUGGCGGCUGCGCGCCUGAAACCGUAUGAUAUUGACUAUGUCGAGGCGCAUGGGACUGGCACCAAAUUAGGAGACCCGGUCGAGGCCUCAGCUUUGGCAGAAGUAUUCAGCAGUAGCCGCGAUGAUGCCACCGGGCCGCUGAGGAUUGGUUCCUCAAAGUCCAAUAUCGCACACACGCAGGCGGCCGCCGGCGUCGCAGGCCUUAUCAAAGUGGCUCUGGCGACGCAACACAACACGCUGCCACAGACACUGCAUAGCAGUCAGCCCAGCCCAUUGAUCGACUGGGUGGGUGGCAAGUUGCAACUGCUCCAACGCCCGAUGGCAUGGCUACCCAGGACAAACAGCCCGAAUGCUCCGCGACGAGCAGGAAUUAACUCAUUCGAAUUAUCAGGCACUAACGCGCAUGCUAUAGUUGAAGAGCCUCCAAGGGCUCGCUCAAACGCUAAUGGCGACAAUAAUGAUGAUGAUGCGAGGUCGCCUUUGCCGCUGCCAUUUCUCCUCUCCGCCUAUACAAGUGAAGCGCUACGUGGGCAAGCACGCAAACUUUACAAUCAUAUCUCCAGGGCCACUGCAAAAAUCAAGCUGGCUGAUGUAUCGUACUCGUUGGCGACUACUCGCACACAUUUUCCACGACGCAUCGUUCUUGCGGCACAAGACAAGACUGAACUGCUGGGCAGCCUAGCAAGUGUUAUCGACAACGGAGUACCGGCAACUGCUGACAACAGCAAGUCAGCUCGCGUGGCGAUGUUGCUUUCCGGACAGGGCACUGAACGACACAUGAUGGGCAAGGGUCUUGCUGAACGUCACCUCGUGUUCCGCAACACCAUCACUCACAUCGCAAGCCUGUUCGAGGAAGUUCUAGACAAGCCUCUGUUGGAUGUUAUGUGGGCAGAUCCGGCGAGCGAGGCCGCUUCCUUGCUCCUGCGUACGGAUUAUGCCCAACCAGCUAUCUUUACCCUCCAGGUAGCACUAUGGAGACUAUGGCAGAGCUGGGGUGUCCAGCCAGCAGUUGUGUUGGGCCAUAGUGUUGGCGAGAUUGCGGCUGCGCACGUCGCCGGAGUUAUAGAUCUGGCGGACGCUUGCCGCUUGGUCGCGGCACGAGGGAAGUUGAUGCAUGCGCUGCCUGAAAAUGGUGGUAUGGUGGCACUUGAAGCCGCCGUAGACGAGGUUACUUCAGCCAUGGAGCAACUCAGUGCCCGCGACAGGGUGUCGAUUGCCAGUAUCAAUGCGCCAAUGCAAGUGGUAGCUUCUGGAGAGAUGGAUGUCAUUAACAAAUUGGCAGCUUACUUUAAGGCUCAGGGCAGGUCUUCCAAGGUCCUCAAAACUAGUCGCGCAUUUCAUUCGCAUCAUUUGGAUGAAAGCAUGCUUGCCUCAUUACGCACCGUCGCAGAAACGAUUGUGUUCCAGCAGCAAACGCUGCCUAUUGUCAGCACAGUCACAGGCAAACUGGCAGAGCCUGGGCAACUUAGUAAUGCGGAUUACUGGGUCCGACAAGCUCGCAACCCAGUCCUGUUCGCAGAAGGCAUGCAGACCCUCGCUGACCAGGGUGCGAAUUGCUUUGUUGAGUUGGGCCCGGCAUCGACACUGUGUGGUAUGGGGGCCUCAUGUCUCGAUGGGGACAGCAGUCAGACGAGCAGAAUGGCCAACCGCGAAGGCGGAGUGAACCUGGCCUGGCUGCCCUCGUUAAACCCCAAUAGCGACGACGCUCUGGUAAUCCAAAAUAGUCUCUCGGAACUACAUAUCCGACAAGCAGAGAUCGACUGGGCAGCCUUCUUCAAAGACAUUGGCGGGCGCCGCAUCCAGCUUCCUACGUACGCAUUUCAGCGACAUCGGUAUUGGCUCGACGGAUUGCGACCAAUAUACAGCGGUAAGCCAUCUGACCAGUCUCCUUCAGGUGGCCCUCAACCCACCGGUCAGGUUCAAGUUGGAUGGCAUGCUAUUGACGCGAGUAGCCAUUAUUCCAAUUCAACUUGGGGUCUGCUCUGUCCAGCAAAUGAUGCCCCGUGGAUGGCACCGGUGAAGGAAGCAUUGUUGCACGCCGGAAAGCAACCGAUUACAGUCAAUCGGCUCGCGGAAGCCAAAACAAUGAGCGGCGUGCUUUGUUUUUGGGAAUCAGAACGUGAAGAUGACUUGACCUCCAAUGCAUCUGAGCAAUUGCAGAUAGUGUCCAGGAUGGGGUUCUCUCCCUGGCUAGUCUGGGUGACGCGUGGUGCUGUUCGAGCCGGAAAUAUGGGCGAGACAUCGCUCUGGGGUAUGAUGCGACGCGCACGCGUGAAAUAUCCUCAACUCUGUUUGCGUAUUGUGGACCUGGAGGGUGACGUGGACAUCGCUACAGCCACUAAACUCUGCUCAAUCUUGAUGAUGAGUACCGAACCUGAAUGUGUUGUGCUUGGCGAACGAGUGCUCGUUCCGCGAAUGCAAAUGCAAAUGCAGGCGCAGCCCCAGGAGGUCCAGAAGCAUGGUAAGCUGUGUGUAAAUGAUCGAGAGACGACGAAUGGAACCACAGCAGCUGCAAAGUCGAAUGGGACGGACAGCUUCGAGACCAAGAUCAGGAUGGUUGGCCCUGAGGAGAGGGCGCCAAUGCUUCAGCGACUGGUACGAGAAGUAACUGCCAAAGUACUUGGUGUGGCGGCUGCAGAGGAAGUAGAUAUGCACCGGGGGUUCAUGGAUGUUGGAGUGGACUCAUUAGGAGCCAUCCAGAUGCGUAAAGAGCUCUCAGCACGGACUGGGUUAAAGUUGCCACCUAACUGGACGAGAGUGUAUCCGGAUCCUACCUCACUUUCCGAUGCCUUGCAUAAUCAGAGGUUGCUAACGCUGUCCGACCCUUGGUUUAUCAUGGAGAUCAGCAUGCUACUUAACGUUAGUAUUGAUCGGGAGCACAAUGGCAAGCAGUACAAGGAGCAUCCUCUUACGGGGGUGGUCCUCUGCUUUACCUCCAUCUUACCAGAGCAGCGGUCUGAACUCGCUAUCGUCGCAAGUCAGAUGGGAGCAACCCACAAAUUUGACCUUACCUCCGACGUCACGCAUCUGCUUAUCGGCGAAGUCAAUACUCCGAAAUACAAGUUCGUCGCGCGCGAGCGUACCGAUAUAACAGUCCUGAAACCGGAAUGGGUUGAAGCUGUUCGCCAAUCAUGGAUGCAGGGAGGCGAUACAGACAUUCGGGCCUUAGAAGAAAAGUACAGGUUCCCGACGUUUGCUGGGCUAUCUAUCUGCAUAACGGGCUUUGAGGAUAUGUCGCUGCGAAAUCGUAUCCAGGACACCGUCACUGCCCACGGAGCCGAGUUCCGAAAAGACCUCACCAAGAACGUCACUCAUCUCAUUGCCCGGAAUACGGAGGGUGAGAAAUAUAAAUUCGCAACGCAGUGGGGUAUCAGAAUUGUCACGGUGAAGUGGUUCGAGGAUAGUCUUAAGCGUGGCAUGGUCCUGGAAGAAACUCUCUAUCACCCUCUUCUACCCGAUGAGCAACAGGGCGCUGGUGCCUGGAAUCGAUCGCUGCCUACUCCGAAACCAAAAGUCACAAAUAACGAAAACCCCUCAAAUCCUAGACCGAGAAAGCUUCGGAGGAUUGCAAGUGCUAAGCUGGGAGACCAGAAUGAAGGCAUCUGGGGUGAUAUCGUCGGUACGGGUUUCGACAGCAGCGAUCCGAAGCCAUCUAGAGAAAGUCUGCAGAGGACCCAGUCUUUGACAAAGAGGCCCUCUAUCUUGCAGGAAUCGCGCUCAUUUGCGAGCGAGACUACCUUUGCAGAACCGCAGGAGCCCCUUCAACCGCCCCCGCCCCCGCCCCCGCCCCCUCCACCAGCUGUAGAGAGUCACGAGGGUUUUCUGGGUGAUUGUUUCUUCUUCAUUCAUGGGUUCUCCUCUAAACAGACCAACGUAUUGCGAGAUCACCUUUCCUUCAAUGGUGCAGAGCUAGUGAGCUCCUUGAGCGAAUUCUCUAGACCAGACAUACCCAAAAGGGGCCAUGGCCUUUAUACCAUCGUGCCCUACAAGAUGUCCCGCGCACAGGUUCCAUCCACGGAUGACUUGGCUUUCGAAUGCGAAGUGGUGACCGACAUGUGGCUGGAAAGAUGCCUCGAUGCGAAGACGCUGGUACCGCCAGAAUCACACACAGCGAAUACCCCGAUCCCUUCUUUCCCCCUCAAAGGAUUCGCGGGAAUGAAGGUCUGCUCUACUGGCUUUUCCCGAAUUGACCUUCUCCAUCUAGCAAAACUCGUCAACCUUGUUGGUGCCACCUACAACGAGUACUUGACACCCAGCGCCUCCAUCCUUAUAUGCAACGACGCCGGCCCCGUGAACCCGGAGAAGCUGCGGCAUACCCAAGAAUGGGGCAUCCCCGCCGUCUGUGCAGACUGGCUCUGGUCCUCCAUCCGCAACGAACAGAAACAACCAGUCGACCAAUACCUAAUCCAAAAGCAACCUACACAAAGCAGAAAGUCUCUGGAACCGCGAGCAGGUUCUCGCCCAGAGCAGAAGCAACCCCCCAAUAGUAACGAGCACCCACGUCCCAGACACGAGCAUGAGCACGAAAAACAAAAAUCAAGCAUCACACAACCACCAGACACAUCCUCAUCAGACCCCAACCCCACAACCAAACCACCCCCAGCCCCAACCAACACAACCACCACCACCUCCCCCCUCAAGCGCAAACCCACCGACCAACACACCUCAACCACAACCACAACCACCCAAACUGCCCUCAACCAAGCCGUAACCAGCCUCCUCAAAAACGCCCGGCCAGCGCAACCUUCCGAACCCAGCACCGGUCCAGACGACCGCCACCGACCUCAACGAGGCCGAAGACCGCUCCUGGGCCGGGCCCCCUCCUCCCUCGACCACCCUAAGCACUUCUCCUUCUCCCGCGCCAGCUCAAUCGACACCCUCAACGAAGACGGUUGCGGCAGCGCCGUCGAGUCCACCACCACGACCGCCACCAAUUCCCGCAUCCCCUCGCUGUCUCACACCCACAGCAACCAAUACGAGUACCAGUACCCGGAGCGUAACGGCACCCUCGAAGAAGAGGACGAGAACGAGGCCCCGCCCAUGACACAGCUGGACUAUGAGGACCCGGAUGCAGUAGCCAUGCGGGAGAAAUUCCUCCAAAAGGCCGGGAAGGUAGUCGAGAAGAAGAAGUCGAAUGAUGUGAUUGCGGAGGGGAGACUUGUUCCUGGGUUGGAGAAUGGGGCGUGGGGGACGGCGAGGAGGACAAGGCAUACUAAUCGCGCGUUGGAUGAUCUUUGAUCAAACCAUGAUUCUUGUUGGAUUGGCAUGUGAGUUCUGUUGGCUAGAUAGAAUUAUAUGUGGAUGUGCGAGUUUUAUCUCUAAAGGAUAGAAAAGAGGUUAACCGGUGACGGGUUAAUUAUCUACCUUUGGUUUGUUUGGACAUUCAUGUGUCCAUUGUGUUCUGUCUGCUGUUGAGUGCAUGCAUAGCAUAGCAUGGCGUCUCUGUCCUGAAUGAAUACCUACUACUAGCUACUAAGGC
Messenger RNA from Aspergillus neoniger CBS 115656, 8329 nucleotides. Its product is annotated as BRCT domain protein. Lineage: Eukaryota; Fungi; Ascomycota; Eurotiomycetes; Eurotiales; Aspergillaceae. The record is from RefSeq and is a predicted model, not a curated record. Gene Ontology annotation, molecular function: phosphopantetheine binding; fatty acid synthase activity. The transcript has 9 exons. Gene Ontology annotation, biological process: fatty acid biosynthetic process. The coding region runs from base 139 to 8088 and encodes 2649 amino acids.